AAGUUAUAAAAUAAAUCACCAAGUUAUAAUUGUAAAAGACAAAACAUGGUCUAAAACAAGUUUUACCUAACUUCCAAUUGUUAUUAUUAAAUAUUAUUACUAGGCAUAGGCCUCUUAAUAAAAAAAUAAAGCUAAGCUCAAACUCAAAGUUAGUUCGCAGUUGGGCCUUGGGCCAUGGCCAUACUCUACUUAAGUCUAAUACUCAGUCAGUACUGCCAUCUCUAACUUACUAAAAGUCUAACUCUUAGUAAUAAUAGUAUAAUAAUAAUUAAUAGGCUGAGUAUAAGUAUAGGCUUGGCUUAGACUGUAGACAGUGUUGACCGUACUUCAUGCAAUCAAUUUUUUGGUAUAAUAAUACUAAUACUAUAAAACUAUUUUGGUAUAGUUAGUAUAGUAUCAGUAUCAUGUCCAUUAGUCGUUGGGGCGCCACAGAUGACAAAUUAAAAGUAUAAAAAAUUACAAAAACUGAUAAAGUCUAAAAGUAAAACUAAAGUUAAAUAAUAUGUCAAGCAAAAGAGAACUAAACACUUUCCCAAUAAAUCCUUCAAUACUAUUAAAAUUGGAUAGUGUUGGCUUUACAACGGUGGAAGAUUUCAUCACUAUCAAGCCGUCAGAGCUAAGUGCAGGUAAAAACAUAGGCCUAAUCUGAUUACUAAUCAUUACUAAUCAUCAAUAAUCAAUUUGUGGCAUAGUAAUAUGCCUAUACUAGCCUAUAGUAUAUGCCUAUAGGGUAGGGUUGCCAUAUCUAGCUGGGACCUCGUCAGGACACUCUGAGAUGGGGGUGUAGAAAUGAGGUAAAAAAUUAUUUAAUAUUAAUAUAAUUAUUUAUAGGGUCUAUAACGGUGACAGUCCUGAUAUAUCGGGACGGAUGGCAACCCUACUAUUACUAUAGGCUAGGCUAGACUGAGCCAAUUCAGUCCAAUAAAAAAAAUUAAAUAAGUAUAAAUAAAAAAAUGUAUUAAAUUAAAAUGCAGGCCUCUGACUAUGAAAAUGAUGUCAGGUUUUCUUACUGCCUAGGCCUAGACUUAUCCCCAGUUAACUUAUCUAUGAAUGGCAUAUUAAUUUUACAUUUAUUAUUGCUAUUUUUGGCUAUUCUAUUAUAAGUUUAAGUAAGUUACUUCAUGCAUUGUUUGUAGUUUAGUGAGUACCCUAUGAAUCAUGAAAUAUUUAGCUAAAUAGAAAAUAUUACCUAGAUGUUAAAAAUUCAAAUCACGUUCAAAAUAUCUUACUGCUGGCUAAAACUAAUUUCUGUUAAUGUUGUGAUAAGAAAGAUAGAUUGCUAUGCAGUUGUUGUUGGUUUUUUUUUUGGGGGGGGGGGCGACAUUUUCGGCCAACUUCAGAGUUUUUCUCGAUGAAGGGGCGGCUAAAAUAUUGACCCGCCCGAGGGCGUUAACCCAACCUAUACCACUGUUGCUAUGGAGGGUGUUGGACUGUGAAAAAGCUUAAAUGAAUGAAAUAGUGAAACGAGGUAUGUGGAAGCUUGAAAUAAGGUAACAGGACAAAAACGUUCUAGAAAGAGCAGAUGAAAUGAUGGAUUUCUUCCGCUCCAGAUCCUAUCCUGAAACUACUCUAGUCUCAGCACUAGAUCGCAUCAGCACGAUCACACGAAAAGAGGCUUUCAAAACUCGCCCAAACAACAAUGAGGAUCGUACCAAACUUAUACUAACCUACCACCCUCACAAUUUAACUGCCAAAAAAAUAUUCCUAAAAAAUCGUAGCAUACUUCUUGCUGACCCUGAUACCAACAGGGUUUUCUCAUCCCCUCCACUGAUUGUCUUUAGACGGGACAGAAAUCUAGGUGAUCUUCUGGUUCAUAGUCGCCUUCGAUCUGAACCGUCUUACGUUGGUACUAAACCAUGCUUAAGAGGCCGCUGCAGAACUUGUCCCUUUACACUCCAAACUGAAAGCAUUGGCCUCCCUAAAGGUACCUUUACCAUUAAAGAGGGUUUCACCUGUGUCAGCAGAAAUGUAAUAUAUGCGAUUGUUUGCCGUAGAUGCCUGAACUUGUCCCUUUACACUCCAAACUGAAAGCAUUGGCCUCCCUAAAGGUACCUUUACCAUUAAAGAGGGUUUCACCUGUGUCAGCAGAAAUGUAAUAUAUGCGAUUGUUUGCCGUAGAUGCCAAUCUAGUUACAUAGGGGAAACUGGGAGAAGAUUGGCUGAUAGGUUUACUGAACAUCUAAGGGAUAUUGAGCAAUGUAAACCGGUCUCUUCUCAUUUCAACCAAAAAGAACAUAAAGGUGCAUUGGAUGUAACCAUUACGGCAUUGAUUUCAUGUAGUAACACACCAGAUAGGGUUACAAUGGAAAAUAAAUUUAUUCAGCUGUUUGGCACCAUAUCUCCAUAUGGUAUUAAUCAAAUAAUAUCCUACUGAUGUUUCUCCGUUUCACUUUAUUUUCUCUAUUUUCUUAUUGCUGUUUGUUGAUGUAUCCCUGGAUAUUCUGGUCCAUUAUUAUUGUGGACUUUAUUUUUCACAGUGUCAAUAUUUAUAUUCUCUCGCUUCCUGUUUUCCCACUUCCAGAGAGACGAAUGAAUACUGCUUGAGUUGUCUACUGUGUUCUUUUCUUUGUUAUAUUUUCAUUUCUAUUGUUGGCUGAGGAAGGCUUUAUGCUGAAACGUCCUUGUUUUUUGUCCUGUUACCUUAUUUCAAGCUUCCACAUACCUCGUUUCACUAUUUCAUUCAUUUACAUAGCUUGAAAGCAGUCCCUUCAUUUAUUUAUGAAAAAGCUUAAGUCAGUGUUUCCGAACCUUUUUGUUCCAUGCUCUUACCCUAAGCAGUUAAAGGUUUUAUGUUCCCCCACAUUCAAAUGAAGUUAAACCAUAACCAAACUGUUUUACUUACACUACUUGUGUUCUAAGAGCAGUUGCUCUGAUGAUGUUUUGUUGGCACAAACAAAUUUGGAAUUUAUAUUUAACAUUAUACCAUUGAUAAUGCAUGUGUCUGUGCAAUUGAAAUAUAAAUCAAUAGUUAUUUUGGGAUUAGGCUUAGCCUUAGACUUGAUGUUCAGUAUCAUUAUUUUUGGAGCUUAAUUUAUUUACCUAACCAGUAGGUUUAGAUAAGUUUAUUGGAAAGUCUACAUUUUAUGAGAGUCAUGUAUUUCUAGCACUCCAAAAAUUUAAAGAAUAGCCCAUAUAGAGCGGAAAGGUAUUGCAUUGAUUGUAUAUGGCUCAAUUAAUCAAUCUGAAGUGUCAUGAAACAUUUCCCCUUUUCUUGUUUCAUUGAUACAAGAGGCUAAUAUCACACCUCAAGAAGCUCUGGAUGUUUUAAAAACAUUAUUUGAAGAUGUGAAUGCCGCAGUGAGAAAACAAGUUACACCUGUUGCAAAGUCUGCCCUAGAUUUGUUAAAGGAAGAGCAGGUUAGUCCUACCUAAAACAUUUCAGUCACUAGAAAAAAAUGUGCAAGUAUUUUUAGCUGAGGUCACUGAGGUGAUUAAGCGUGAAAAACGUGAUGGGAUUUAGAUGUGAAACAAAAAUUGUAUGCUAAAAUUGUAUCCAGUUUUUAACAAAUAUUAGUUUGACUGUCUGAGCAAAUUUCAGCUUUUUGUGAAACAUAUUUUGAUUGUUAAAUCUAUAUUUUUGAGUAUAUUGCAUAAACAUUGCUGAACAUUAUGUGUUGUUUAUGCACAUCUUGUAACAUAGAGUCAUGGAUUUCAUUGUAAAUCUUGUAACAUAUAGAGUUAUUGCUUUCAUUGUAAAUCUUGUUUCUCAAAUUAGAAUUAAUGCCUAUUAAAAGGGAGAGACAGGACAUGACACUAGUUGAGAAAGCAUUUAUCUAAUAACCAUUUGCCAUUUUGAAUUCACAAACCUUCCUUUUCCUCUCAAAAAUAAUUUCAUUAUUAUUUAUGUUUUCAUGCCAUGAAUCUUAUUUUCUCAUGUAUUUCAUCUUAUUAUUAAAAAUAAAAUAAGGAGUUUCCUAUUUUAAAUAAUGGAACAUGCAUAAAUUUUUAAAAAAUAACACUUUAGUCUGCAUUGCACUUUUUUUAAAGGAACUAGGGUCCAUUGUCACAUUUUGUGAAAGUCUAGAUGAUAUGUUGGGUGGUGGAGUUCCUCUCAGAAAGAUAACAGAGUUCUGUGGUACACCAGGCAUUGGUAAAACACAGCUUUGGUUAGUGUGUCAGAAAUAGAUUUUAAAUCUUGAUAAACUUAAUUAUUAAUAAUAUAUUUUUAAUUUUUGGGCAUGCAGUGUCAUCUUUUAAAUUCUCACAGACAAUCAUUUUGUUGUAAUGGUGCUAGAGUAAAACUAAUUUGGAUCUACUUACUCUAUAUAUAUAUUGAAGCCUUCAGCUGGCUGUUGACGUGCACAUACCAGCAUGUGUAGGAGGGAUGGAUGGUGAGGUUGUUUACAUUGACACAGAAGGAAGUUUCAUUGUUGAAAGGAUGGUGGAUAUUGCAACAGCAACAGUAGAGCAUUGUCAUCAGAUUAAUAUGGAUGAAGAUGGAGGCAUGCAAUAUUUUUUAUUAAAUUUAAAUCUUUCAAUUUAUUAUUAUUAUUUUUUACAUUUUUCCAUACAUGUGAAUCUAGAAAGUCCAAAAUUUGGUGAAGUUUUGGUAUAGACAAACAAAACUGAGUAAUUAGUACCAAUGAGUCAUUGCGGAUUUAAAAAAAAAAAAAUUUCAGUUGUGUAACUAUAGUGGUAAGUAAUUUGAAGUUCCUAUUCUGUUUAAGUUAGCCAUAAAGCUUUUUAGAGAGUGAAUGUUUUUAUUUUUUGUUCCUCAUUCACCUUGGAUUUGAUGAUAAAUAAUAGGUUUUCAUGUAAAUUAUAGAAACCAUUGCAUUUUUUAAAACAGAAAAAUUGCACAUAUUCAGCCUGAAUUAGUUGAUAAUAAUCAUACUAAUCUCAUAUUUUUCAGAUAACUCAGGUCUAACUUAUUUUACAGUGGAUAAAAUCUUAGCUGGCACACACUACUUCCGCUGCCAGGAUCACAUAGAACUGAUUGCAACUGUACAUAUGUUGUCCAAGUUUUUGACUCAGCAUAGUAAAGUAAAUAAACCAAACUAAGAUUAAGAAGGAGGAAAAUCUUUUGUGAAAGACGUAGUCAUAUUCAUAAUUUAAAAAAAACCAAAAGAUUAGUUUUGGAAAUAACACCAGCAGGAUAGAAUAUGAUAUAUACAUAUAUAUAUUAUUACUAUAAUGAUCAACAUACUGUUGUAGAAAUAAAGAGAAAUGAUUUUGUUGAAAAAAACUGUUUAUGAAGGUUCCAGAUUUGUGUGUAUAUUCUCCAUCCAGGAUAAAUUUUCACAUUUUAUUGCCAAUUGGAAAUUCAAGACAGGAAAUGUUGGAAAGAAGAAUAAAAUACCGUAUUUAUCGGCGUAUAACACGGACAGGCGUAUAACACGUACCAUUCACGCUGCUGUGCGGUAUGUACUAUGGGUCCUUAACAUUAUAUCGGCGUAUAAUACAUACACAUUAUUUGCCCCCUAUUUUCAUGGAGAAAAAGUGCGUGUUAUACACUGAUAAAUACGGUAGUUGCAUUUCUUGUUAAAUUUCUUGUAAACUUAAAUCACUAAGAUAGCUACUUAAAAAAAAAAAUUAUAAUAAUAAUAAAAUCCAUGAUGUAAAAUAUCAAAUUUUCAUGCUUUAAAACAGGUUAAGCUAGUGAUAGUGGACAGCAUUGCCUGCCCUUUUAGACAAGAUUUUACCGACAUGUCCCUUCGUACAAGGCUACUCUCCACUCUGGCUCAAAGCUUCAUUAAAAUUGCAUCACAAUUCAACAUUGCAGUAAGUCGGAUAUUGCUAACAUUAUAAAAUAAUAAUCCUAUAAUUACUACACCUUUGAAUUUUUACCUCUGUCUUGCUUAAAAAUUAUUGGAAUAUUUCAUGUUUCUCAUUACUCUGUUAUCUAAAUACUUUAAUUUUUACCUCAGACCUGAAUUUCAUUUGGUUUUAUGAACACUUUAGUUAGAAUUUGAAAAACUAAUUUCUUUUUUGCUUUUAUUAAAUCCUACUUUUUUUUUGAUUGGGGGAAAUAUUUCAGUGGUGAAAUUCAUAUGGUAAUACAAAUAAGCUUUCCAAGUUAUUUUAUAAUUGUGGCUUUUUUUUUCUUGUUCAAAAACUCCAGCAAGGAUGAUACUAUUUAUCAUUUAAACAGGUUGUUCUGACUAACCAAAUGACAACUAAGAUAGCACCAGGGUUAGGAAACUCCCACUUAAUCCCUGCAUUAGGAGAAAGCUGGGGUCAUGCUAGCACCAUUCGAAUCAUCUUGUUUUGGGAGCACAACCAAAGACAGGCAUUGUUAUACAAGUCCCCAAAUAAACAAGAAGUAGUGGCGUCAUUUCAAGUGACUGUAAGUUCAAAUACAGCUUUCAACAUUCUAUUUUAAAAUCGAUAAUGUGUGUAGAAUGACCACCGAAACAAUAUAACUAAAACUAAAUUGUUUCAUAAAAUUUAUGAAACAAUUUAGUUUUACUUAUAUUACAUGUAGUCCUUCCCGAUUGAAAGCUGUUAAACACACAAUGACUAUCUCUAUGUUUUCAUUUUUAUUGAAAAUGCAGGCCAUAAUCUCUUUAUUUUAUUUUAAUGAAAAUCACUACACUUAUACUCAACUGAGCGAUGACUGAUGCUAGUGCUAGUGUGAGUAAAAAUAGCAUAAAAUAAGCAUAUUCCAAUUUCAUCAAUUUCAAACCAGUUCAGGGUCAUAAUAUGUUAAAUAUAAUUUAUAACUAGCUGAAUGAUAAUGACAUUGUGAAAGUAUAAAUUUGAAAUAAUUUAUUAUAUUAUCAUUGACUCAUUUACAGCAACAGUACAAGAUAUUAAUGGCGUGUACACUGAACACUGCUUUAGAUAUUUUUUUUUUUUUUUUUUUUUUUUUUUUUUUGUUUUUAUUUUUUUUUUUUUUUUUUUUUAUUGUUGUUUUUUUUUUUUUUUUUUUUUUUUUUUUUUUUUUUUUGGGUAAAGUAAUUGGGUUUUUUUUGGCCACAAUGGGUUUUAUUAUUUAAAGUGGUCACUUAAGUUGACUUUGUGAUGAAGUAGACCAUUAAUGGCUUUUUAAAAGCCAUAAAAUAUGGUUUAAUUAAAAAAAUUCAAUUUUCAGUGGAAAAAGCAGACAAGUCACAAUGUUGGGUCAGCCUGGUAAUAAGCUGUAAAAAUGUAGUAAAUUGUCACAAAAUAUUUAGUAACUGAUAUAUUUUGAAAGUAAAAUGGUAUCGCUAAAUAAAAACAAAAUCAUGGCAUCUUAUUUUUACAUGUGAAAAUAUUGGGUACUUUUAAACUUUAAAAUCCACUUUUCUCAAAAUCUUCAAAAUGUGACAAGUCUGGUUUUUCCGCUGAGGUCUUCAAAUAGAUUUUCCUAAAUUAAUAAAUGAAUAUUAACAGUGCUAAUUUAAUUUCUUUUAUCUGAAGCUUGGUGGAGUGCGUGAUGUUAAAAGGUCUUCCUCGAGUGCAACAACAAGCUCAAAUUGUGAUGCAGCUUCAUCUAAUGCCAGUGAUAAAAGGCUGCUUGCUAAUAUAAGUUCUGAAGUUGCUGACCCCCCAAACAAGAAACAGAAGAAAUUAUGAUUGGUUUUUAGAUCAAUGUAUAAUUAUUAUCUGGUGAUAUGUGACAAAUUAAACUAUUUGGGUAGCAACUGAAAUUUGUACCACAUAAUCAAAUUGUUUAGAUAAUGCCAGGUAGUUAUUAAGAAUAAGUUAUUUUUAAGUACCUAAUAUAUUCAUGUUAUAUGGCAUAUUUUGGGGUGAAGACCUUUAUGUGUUACUUUAUUUUACAUGUAAAUAAAUAGAUGAAUAAAUGUGACCUGGAGUGUUGGUUAUCACUGGUUUAAUAUCAAAUAUUAAAUUUCAAACAUUUAUGGAUAACUAAGCUGUAUAUAUUCACCCAUGGAAAUUGGUAUAAUCAGGGAUCAAUGAAUAAAUUGGUAAGACAAGGUUAAUCACUUCUGAUCAAAUAUGUUAAGACUAACUAUUAUUGUAUUAUAUUUAUUGAAUAAACAGUUUAU
Molecule: messenger RNA, 7934 nt
Organism: Lymnaea stagnalis (great pond snail)
Lineage: Eukaryota; Metazoa; Mollusca; Gastropoda; Lymnaeidae
Source: the annotation of a GenBank genome assembly